AUGCAAGAUUGUUACAAUCUUAUGUUUUAAUUNUUGAAUUAAGUUAAAGCACCUAUUUUAGAUGCUACUAUUAUUGAUUCAAUGUUUUAGACUUGCAAUAAGGCUCUUGCUGCUAUAGUAAAAACAAAAGAAUCAAUUACUUAUGAAGAUGAAGAAUAAUUUGAAGCUGAUUGUGAAGAAAUUGAUUUAUUACUUGAUCACAUUACUAAUAUUGCAACUGAAUUAAUUUCUAAUCAUAAAUGUGAAUCUGUUUAAACUAUGAUGCCAACUUAUUACUCAUUUUUAAAUACAAAAUCAACUAAAUCAUAGACUAUUAAUUCUAUUGCAUUUUUCAAUAUUGUUUUACCUCUUUGUAAUGAAUCAGUAUUUUAAUAAGCAUAAAAUGAAAUAUUAAAAUGUUAUUCUACUUUUUCAAAAACAGCUGAUCUAGAAAUGAAAUAAAAUUUACUUUUUGGUUAUGGUAAUAUUGCAAAAAGACUUCCAACUUUAGAUACAACUCAAAUUAUAGAAUUAGCUUAAACAAUAAUUGAAUAACCUGAUUGCAAACAUGUUGAUAAAGUGGCAUCAUAUGAAACUGCUUUGACAACCUUAGGUAAAGUAGCCAUGUAUUGUAAUAUUGCUUAAAAAGAAUAACUUUUGACUAAAUUUUUAGAUUCUCUUCCACAUGAAUAUUAAGAUAAUUAAGAAACUCAUUUAAUGUUUAUUAAAGAAGUAAUUUUAUACAUUAUUAUAAAUAGGUUUAAAAUAACAAUCCAACUUUGAUGUAAUUUAAAGAUUCAGUAAUUCAAACUCUUAAUAGAAUUAAAACAUAAGAUUGUAACAAUCCUGAAAAUGAAUUAUUAUGUGAUGAAGGAAGAAAAUUGAUUUAAUAAUUAUUAUGUUGA
Molecule: messenger RNA, 884 nt
Organism: Paramecium primaurelia
Lineage: Eukaryota; Ciliophora; Oligohymenophorea; Peniculida; Parameciidae
Source: the annotation of a GenBank genome assembly